UUGUUUCUUUUCCAGAUGGCUUUCGUUAAUUUAAAUCACCACAUGUAAAAAGAAGUUUCUCAACAAUGAGUACUACAGGUUGUUCACUGAGAGAACUGAAGAGAAAUUUUGAUUUAGUUUCUCAUAGCCACGACAACGAUGAGCUUUACACAAUUGCUGGAAGUCUUACACCAACACAGAUGACAGCCAGUGAAUGCCGUCAAUAUGUAGCAGAAUUUGAGGAGAAACAUUUGUUUUAUUUUACUUUAUAUAAACCAAAACACCAAAAUGUCUCCCAAACAUGGAUUAGAAGGGUCAAAGAGGAUCUUAAAAACGCCAAACGGAGCGGAGCGGCUCCAACACUGAGAGAAAUAUAUGCAGUGAGCGAAAUAAUCAACAGUGACAUUUUUCUUUUGUUCGAGGGUGGAGAUAAAACGAUAAAAGCGUUGCAAAUUCGAUCUGUGAUUCGAGAAAACGAUGCCGAUAAAGCGCCUCUGAUACUGCUUUUGAUUUUAAAAACAAAGUAUUCUUGUUUCCAACGCAUAAAAGGAAAUGUUGCAGACCUAGAAAUAUUAGAUAUUGAAGUUAUCAACGCAAACCACACUGAAUGUCUGGAUAAACGAUUCCGCAAUGAUUUCAAAGAUCUCCAAGGAAACUUCAUGCUUGUUGGAGAAAACAAUAGUACUUCCUUGAAAUUGGCAGAAGAAAAUUUAAAAUCAAAAACAAAUAUUUUUGGUAUCUGUAGUCAGAUAAUCUAUGGAAACAAAGACGAUGUCCUGGCAGUCAAAGAGUGUGUAAAAAUGCAUAUGGAAGGAGAGGAUUUUCGCGAAAUUUACACGCAGUUUGUGGAUGUCAAAUCAUACGUCGCAGACGAGUAUACUGCCAUGGAAUCUAUUACUGACGAAGAAAAAAAAGAAAAGGUCCUCGCAAAAUUAACCAAAGAAGCUUUUGAAAAACAUUUGACAGAGUGGCGCUCUUUUACCCUUGAAGAUUUUUUCGCCAUUGCAAGUGUCUACAACGUAGAGGUGUUUGUAAUACCAGUUCAAAAGGAGCAAACAAUAUCAAAGAAUGAUAGCAAGGGAACAAAAUUGUUCCUGCCAAUAUGUGGGGGUUAUUUGUUUACAUUUAAGACUCCUUUUAUUUUUCAGAAAAUUUCUGAAACAUUAUUUAAAGGCAGGUUUAGUGCCACCGACUGUCUUUGUAACAUGAGUGCACCAGAAGUUUGUGGUAAUUUUCCAAUGCUAAAUGAUGAGAUUGAUUUGAAGAGAAAGCAGAAACUUGACAUUAAAACCUGUUGUCGAGAGAAAAAGAGACACGGACGUCACACUCAUUUUCAACAUCUAUGGAAUCAGGACGAAAGCGAAGAUAACACUAUGCGAGAAAGCAGUAUUACCGAUUAUUGUAAACCAAUGAGUAAGCACAUAGAAAAAAUUCUUGAAAUAAUGGAAGAAGAGGGGAAAACUUUAGAUGCCAUAGAUGGAGGAAAAGGCACUCUUCAAAUGUGUAUAAGUAAGGAAAUUUUUGACAACGAAAAUACCAGUAUACCUGUCAGAUUUGAAAUUAUUGCUGAUUGGACAGAAUUUCCUGUGUUUGUGUUUUUGUAUUCCGGAAGUGUUUCCCAAUGGGUUUUGAUUUCACCAAGCAGAUGCAACAAAUCAAGAAGUUCUACUUGUCGAUAUUACUUGACCAUACUGUACAAUCGAGAGAGUGGGUAUUUCGAUAGAAUUAUUCCAAAAACUGGAUGCAAUUGUCUCCAGGUUCACCCAUAUGUUGCAGCAUCAGAAAGGAUACUGAAAAAAGUUAAGAACAGCAAAGUUACAGAUGAAGAACGUCAUUGGCCACUUGUGACGUUUUUGCCAAAAAAGCCUGAACCUGAAAUGUUCACUGAUGAUAACCGUCAGGAAAUGAAAGUUAUACCGAUGUAUUCCGAAGUUCUUCUUAUCAUGGAAAGAGAUGAUAUGCAAGAUCGCCUGCUAGAUAAAAUGUCGGAUUAUGCGUAUUCUCUUUAUCGCUGUCUCAGCAAAGAAAUUUUUGGAAAUGAAGAGCAGUUUAAAAUGAUAAUGAUGGAAACAGUUAAGGAGAUCAAGGAAAACCCAGAUGUAUAUGGUCAUCUACUGAUGAAAGAAAAAGAAAACUCGGAUUCCGAUUUUUUUGAAAAUUUCAAGUAUCGGGCGCAUCAUAAGUUAGACUUUUUCAAAUUCCACAAAACACUAGUUAAAGAAAGUGCAUAUUUUUUUGCCGAUCGCAUAGAAGAUGGAAUGAACUUGGGUGAUUUAGAACUGUUUGCAGUUGCGACUCUUUUCCAAGUCCCAAUCUAUGUACUUGGCGCUAAAAUGAAUAAAAGAAAAUUUGAAACAGAAUGGACAAUAUAUACACAGAUGGUAAGAAAAAGGCAACCAACAGAUUUUGCUGCUAGACGUCAAUAUCUUGCAGGAGAAAAUGCAAUUCACAAAUGUGUCUUUGAUGCAUCGAGUGGAUCCAAUUACUAUGUGGCUCUUUACCGGACAUUUUCUGGGCAUUAUCAUAGAAUUGUACCGAAAGAUCAAGUGUGCAACUGUCUAAAAGAGCCACCGCAGAAUAUUGUGGAAGAACAUAAGCAUGAUGACCAGCCAGAUUUCACCAUUUUUUAUGAAAUGACCAACGUAAAAAAUAAAUUGACUAUAGCAAAACUACAACUGGACAACUGGUUGAGAUGCAAUAUGGCACUUGAAAUAUUUUGCACCGAUAUAAUCGAUAAAUUGGAGGGGCGUAGGCAAAACGCUAACAUUUCAAAUAUCGUGGGAUCCUCUGUUGGUCUUGUGGGAUCAGCCCUGGCAAUUGCUGGAUUAGUUACAGCACCAUUCACUGCAGGAGUUUCUCUUGGUUUAGCAGUUGCAGGGGGUGUUAUAGGAACACUUGGUAGUGCUACUGUCAUUGGAACCCAAAUUACCGAAUUCGUUUUAACUAGGGAUGCUAUAUCAAUGUUGGAAAGAUAUCAGAUGAAUUUACGUGAGAGGUCUCGAUGCAUGGAAAAGUCUUUAUCAGAUCUUCAAAAAGAGCUAGAAAGGUUUUUAACGGAAGACACAGACAAUAUCAGCGCAACAGCUGUUCAAACAGCUACCGGGACUUUGCGCAUGCUUGGUGGGUUGCCAAUUAUCAUUGCACGUGUUAUUGUACGAGCAGCCACUCUUGCCGAUGCAGUUUUGCCACCAUUGUCAAUAAUCCUUGAUCUGGGCAUACUUGCAUAUAGCAUCUACAAUCUGAUUAAAGGGUCGAAAACAAACGUCACUGAACGUUUACGCAAAGUCCGAUCCGUUCUUAGAACGACGAGAAUACAGAUGUUUACUUGGGGAUAUGGAAAUCAGAGGAACUACAUGCAGACUAUAGAAAAUCUUAAGUUCGAGAAGACAUAGUGUCAGCUAUCGUAUUCCCUUUUGGGAACAUUUGUCAUGAUAUUCAUUUUCUUUAGGUUUACAAGUUUUCAAAUGAAAAGGUGUUUUUGUUAUCCUCCAAACUACUAUUCUUGCGCAAUUAAUAUGUACUAGAAUCAUGUAAUGUUUUAGAUUUUAAUUGAUAAUGCCGACUGAAUAACCAAACGGAUAUGCAUAUCGUUGCAAGGUAAAUGAAAAUUGAUUCAUUUCUAUGAAAUCAUUAUUCCUGUUGUUGUCUUUAUUUGGACUCCUUAUUUUUUCUACGUUUACCGGCAUCUUUUUCCAGGCAAGACGAAAAUCUUUUAAUAUCCCCGUAAGAUUUGGGGAAAAAGUUUUUUGCCCUGUAUGUCUGAUUGUCUGUCUGUUUGACCUCAAAACAUUAACUUUGCCAAUAAUUUUUGAUUGGCUGGAGCUAUGGAUUUCAUAUGUGGUUCGUUUUUAGGGCCUUUCUUUGGGUACCAACUUUUUGAGCUCUUGAUCCUGACCAUUUUUUGUAAAUAAAAUGACCAUAAAACGUUUGGAGAGAUGCUGUUAGGAGCUUCAUUCUUCAUCUGUGUGUGAUCAUUCUGACAAAAUUUUUACGAAGGAUUUUCAAAACCUUUACCUUGACCUUAGACUUUGAUCCUCUAAAAAAAUAAUCUUGGAUACUACUUUUGCAUCGUUUGUACUAGAUCUUUCGUAUUCUACAGGUAUAUCUUGUGACACGGCUAUCUUGUCCCUUGGGUAAAAACAAAUUGACUUUUUGACACUGAGUUUGACCUACUUUAGAAAAUUUUAACCUUUCCUAUAACUUUCGAACAGUUGUUGCUUGGAAUAGGAUAUUUAUGAUAUUGGGUGCCUUUUUAGCUCACCUCGACGAAGUCGAGAUGAGCUUAUGCUAUACCCCCGGCGUUGGCGUCGGCGUUAGCGUCGGCGUCCCAGGUUAAAGUUUUAGGAGCAAGUCCAUUCCCAAGUAACUAUAAGCCCUACCUGAACCAAACUUGCAUGGAUGAUGCAUCUAGGGAUGUACACUACCAGACUUGCUUCGGAUGCUGGAUCUGACCUACAUUUUCUAGAUGAGUGACCAGGUUAAAGUUUUUGGAGCAGGUCUAUU
Messenger RNA from Saccostrea cuccullata (small rock oyster), 4482 nucleotides. RefSeq lists its product as uncharacterized. The transcript is spliced from 6 exons. Lineage: Eukaryota; Metazoa; Mollusca; Bivalvia; Ostreida; Ostreidae. Gene Ontology annotation, molecular function: lipid binding. Gene Ontology annotation, biological process: lipid transport; lipoprotein metabolic process. The coding region runs from base 66 to 3371 and encodes 1101 amino acids. The record is from RefSeq and is a predicted model, not a curated record. Gene Ontology annotation, cellular component: membrane; extracellular region.